GGCCUCUCUCUGUCUCUGUCUCUCUCUCUCUCCAUGAAAUGAAAUGUUAUUUGUAUGAGAUUGGGGUGAAGUUCUCCUCCUUAUUAAAGAAACCCAUCUAUGGUUUUGAGCCCAAGAGCAGUUUCCCUUCUUAAGAUGAACAAAGCAACCAUCAUUGAGGAUGCAAUCACUUACAUAAAGGAGCUGCAGAAGCAUGUGGAAGAUCUCAGUGAGCAGCUUGUUGAAUUGGAAACAUCUUCUGAAGAGGAAGCUGAGCCCAGAGAUGCUAAUCAUGGUCAUGAUCACGGUAAUGAGACUGAUGCUGCUGAGGAGAUGAAGAAACAUGAGAUAAGGGCAGGUGUUGAGGCGAUUCGCAUUGACGAGAACAAGCUGUGGGUGAAAAUGAUCUUUCAGAAGAAAAGAGGUGGGUUGAGCAAACUGAUGGAGAGCAUGAGGGUUCUUGGCUUAGAGUUCACAGAUACCAGUGUUACUACCUCCAAAGGAGCCAUUCUUGUUUCUUCUUGUGUUCAGGGAAUGUAUGGGGUAAAGCUUGAAGCUCAGCAUACCAGGGAGCUGCUGCAAGAGAUUAUUAGAGGCAUAUACAGCAAUUAAUUGGCUGGAAAGCUUUGAUUAGCUUGUGAUUGGGAGUAUUGAUUUUGGGUUUUGAAUUUGAGUUCGUGUAGAUUUAGCAAAAUUCAAUACAAUUUUAUUUGUCAAAUCUAUACAAAUUUAAAUCUAUGGUUUGAAGUCAGGGCUUCCAUUUUAGUCAUUCGUUGAAGGAAAAGAAGCUUGGAGAGGUGGAACUAUACUUAAUUAUGAAACUAAUCUGUACAUCAAGUAUAAAUAAAUGACCAGUACUGUUACUUUGGAA
Molecule: messenger RNA, 850 nt
Organism: Malania oleifera
Lineage: Eukaryota; Viridiplantae; Streptophyta; Magnoliopsida; Santalales; Ximeniaceae
Product: transcription factor DYT1-like
Exons: 4
Coding region: 100-591 (163 amino acids)
Biological process (GO): regulation of DNA-templated transcription
Cellular component (GO): nucleus
Molecular function (GO): DNA-binding transcription factor activity; protein dimerization activity; sequence-specific DNA binding
Source: RefSeq, a predicted model, not a curated record